Messenger RNA from Paraglomus occultum, 414 nucleotides. NCBI's taxonomy places the organism in Eukaryota, Fungi, Glomeromycota, Glomeromycetes, Paraglomerales, Paraglomeraceae. The record is from the annotation of a GenBank genome assembly.
AUGGAGAAGAAAGAGAGCAAUAUGCAUAAACUGCCAGCAUUUAUGACUUUCUUUCAGGAUGAUGACUCUGAUCAUAACAAUGAAGAAGAUCUUCCACCAGAAGAAACUCUCAAAUUCAUCCUUAACAAUCAAAGAAGCUGGAUCUUGCCCUCAAGACAAAACAUUUACAAAUAUAUCCACAAAUGUGAUGGCAGUCAAAAAGAAGAAAGAUUAUCAGCUGUAGAGAAAGCUGUAUUAUGCUAUGGUUUAUCACAAAUAAUUGAUUUGUCAGCUCAUAUGAAACAAUGGUUUUCUCUCAAAGAUAGAAGAUUUAUGAUGAAGGAUUACAUGUCUUUAUUACAAGUUCCCUGCCUGAAUGACAAAGAAACUUCCUUUGUCACAACUAUCAAAAAUGUACACAAAUAUACAUGUUGA